Molecule: messenger RNA, 4905 nt
Organism: Leucoraja erinaceus (little skate)
Lineage: Eukaryota; Metazoa; Chordata; Chondrichthyes; Rajiformes; Rajidae
Gene: tpbg
Product: trophoblast glycoprotein b
Exons: 3
Coding region: 147-1334 (395 amino acids)
Biological process (GO): negative regulation of canonical Wnt signaling pathway
Cellular component (GO): plasma membrane
Molecular function (GO): protein binding
Source: RefSeq, a predicted model, not a curated record
CCCCCAAAAAAAACCCUAAACUUCCCCACCCUCUGGCCAAUGCCUCCCCGCCACCUCCCACUUCACGCCGCCAGUGUGCGCGCGUUAUAAAGAGGUUGAAGGCUUGGUUGGUUGGUGGGUGGGCGGUGGGGAAAGCCGGCGAUAGCAUGCCUGGGUGCAGCCUGGUGCAAAGUUUGUGCCGCCCGGACGGGGCGAGGGUCUGUGUCCCGUCUCGGCCCAUCCCGCCCCUGACUCUCUCGCUGCUCCUACCGCUGUUUCUGCUGUGGCUGCAACUCCACGGCUCGGCCGCUGCCGCCGCCUCCAGCCCUUGCCCCCGGUUCUGCGAGUGCUCCGAGCCGCCGACCAGAGUGAAGUGCGUGAACAGGCAGCUGAGCUCCAUCCCCAGCGACAUCCCGGCCGGUGUGGAAAGGCUCUUCAUCACGGGCAACAGCAUCUCCACCCUCGGCGCCGGGGCGUUCGGCCAGCGCCUCGAACACCUGCUCAACCUCAACCUCAGCGACAACAAGAUCGAAAGCAUCGAGGCGCUGGCGUUCGCUUCCAUGCCCAGCCUCCGGCAGCUGGAUCUCAGCAAUAACCGCAUCUCCACGCUGCACCCUGAGGCUUUCGGUGGCGCAGGAGGAGGGGUAGCAAGUCCCCACAGUUUACAGGAGCUCAAUCUGAGCCGGGCGCUCCUCAACGGCUCGGUGGCGGAACAAGUUUCCGAUCUGCUCCAGAACGGUUCCCUCGCUAACCUGGUCCACCUAGAGAUGUCCGACAACGACCUCUUCUACAUGCCGGCCCGAGCCUUCUCUCGCUUGACCAGCCUGAGGCAACUGCAACUGAGGAACAACUCCUUUGUCUCCUUCAGAGACACUUUCCAAGACCUGAACCUUCAGCUGCUCGACCUGAGGUUCAACGCCCUGAAGACACUGGGCAACGGCACGAUGGCUGAGUUGAGCAGUCAGCCCCAGCUUAGAGUGGACCUGCGGGAUAACCCCUUCGUCUGCGACUGCGGCCUCAAGGAUUUCCGGGCUUGGCUUCAAAGCACCGACAAGGUGGUGGAGAAAGACAGCUUGCUCUGCUCGUCGCCCGAGAGCCUAGGAAAUAAACCCGUCCUCCAAGCUCGCUACUCCGAUUUGCAGUGUUCCUUCCAAGGGGACAUGGAGAGCGCGUUGCAAACUUCGUACGUCUUUCUUGGGCUGGUUCUAGCCCUGAUCGGGGUGAUCUUCAUGUUUGUCUUGUACCUGAACCGAAAAGGCAUCAAAAAGUGGCUUAACAACUUCAGGGAUGCAUGCCGAGACCACAUGGAAGGCUACCAUUACCGCCUCAUGCUAGAAAAUAUGAAUUACUUAUGAAAUCAUGUUUCCAUUGAUGGACCACAAUAGACCGGGUGUCGUGGCGCUGGACUGACUAUGUGGCGAUCAGCCUGGCCCAACACAAGGUUGAUUUUGCAGCCUCCACCGCUCCUUGCCACUGCUGCAGGCUGGCGCUCGCUCACCCGGCCUGUAGCAGCUACCUCGUCUUCCUGCCCCAACUCCACAACCAGUGGCUUCUGCAACCUCAUCGACUGCUGCCUCCCGCAGCCACCCGCUCCGCUUCCAUGCACCAAGGUCGCCCUGUACUAGGUCCCAGAAAUGACCACGGACAUUUGUGGUGCUUUCCGAGAGGAGCAGAAUGAUCAGAGAAGGCAACGUUCUUCACGUAUCUACAUAUCCCGCAGCGCAGCGCAGCUCACACCCUCCAACUGACACCGCCAUCUGAACCAGAAACGCCCACAGCGGGCAGUCCAGUGGCACAGCGGUCGAGACCCAGGCUCAAGCGUGACCUCAGGUUGCUUGUCUGUGUCUAGUUUGCAUGCUCUCAUGAUGAAUGAAUAAGUUUAUUGGCCAAGUAUGUACACAUACAAGGAAUUUGGCUUGGUGCUCCGCUCGCAAGUAACAACCCGACAUACAGUAAACCAUUAAGAAUGAAAUAUAAAACAUUUAAACAUUAAGACGAAAACAUUCUUAAGCGAUCUUUUGCAAGAUCUUACAAGCCUAAGAACAUUCAAAAUAGUGGCGGCACAGUGGCGCAGCGGUAGAGUUUGCACGUUCUCCCAGUGACCGUGUGGGUUUUCUCCGGUUGCUCCGGUUUCCUCCCACAUCUCAAACACAUGCAGGUUUGUAGGUUAAUUGGCUUCUGUAAAUUGUCCCUACAUAGCGUGUAGGACUUUGAACUCGUGAACAGGUGAUCGAUGGUCAGCGUGGACUAGGUGGGACGAAGGGUCUGUUUCCAUGUUGCAUCUCUAAGCUAAACUAAACUACUUUCAAUCCACAGACGCUGCUUGACCUGCUGGCUGCCUCCAGCACUCUCUCCUUUGUUCACAGAAUCUUUGGCCUCCUUCUCAGCCUUGUAACUGAUACAGAAAACAGAGAGAUGCCUUGCCCAGCGCAAUUACCGUAAUAAAUCAGUGUGUCAGGCAGCAUCUCUAGAGAACAUGGAUAAGUGACGUAUCGGGUCAGGACCCCACUUCAGACUGAAUUUUCAUUACCUAUCCAUGUUGUCCAGAGAUGCUGCCUGAUCCGCUGUGUUUAGUUUAGUUUAGAGAUACAGCACAUAAAUAGGCCCACACACUAGCACUAUCCUACACACAGUUUACAAUCUUUACCAAAGUAAAUUAACCUACAAACCUGUACAACUUUGGCCUGUGAGAGGAAACCGGAGCACCCGGGAAAAAUCUGUACACACAGACAGCAUCCGCAGUCAGGAUCGAACCCGGGUCUCUGGUGCUAUACGGCAGCAACGGUACCACGCAAUUACUCCAGCGCUUUAUGUCCUUUUGUGUAAACCAGCAUCUGCAGUUCAUUCUUUCUACACUUACUGCAAUACUUGAAGGUCUCCAGAACUGGCCAGAGGGCGACCACUCUUGCAGUCUCUGGAUGUUGCCACAUCAGAUGUAAAUAAUGUUCUGAUCAGAAACCUGCUCUAGUGCCUAAAACGAUGGUUGGUGCUUUCUGACUGCUCCGGAUAAAAAUGAAUAAAAUGUUCUUUACAUCCAUUGAAAUGUAAUCUGUGAUACUGUAUCUAAUUUAAUCUAAAGGCUGUUCUUUUGAUCUUGGAUACAAAAAGGUUCAUUUUCUGAAAAUGAAUAUCUCAUUCUACAACCACAUUUUGCAGCCACGAGACAAGAGGUUUAGUUUAGCUUCAGAGAUACAGCAUGGAUACAGGCCCUUCCACUCACCGAGUUCACGCCGGCCAUCGAUCACCCGUUCGCACUAGUUCGAUGUUAUCCUGCUUUCUCAUCCACUCCCUACACACUAGAGGCAACGUACAGAGGGCUAAUUAACCCGCACUUGUUUGGGAUGUGGGAGGAAACCGGAGCACCCAGAUCAAUCACAGGGAGAGCAUGCAAAUUCCACACUGCAGCACUCGAGGUCAGGUGAAUUAAGCACAAGAGUUGGGACAUUAUCUUGCAACUGUACAGGAUAUCACAUUCAGAGUACUGUAGUCGCCCUGCUGUAGGAUGGAUGUCAAUAAGCUGAGAACAGUGCAAAAAAGAUUUACAAAGCUAUUACUGGGUCUGGAAGGUUUGAGUUAGCUGGAAAGGUUGAACAGACUGGGUCUUUUUUUCAAUGGUUCAAUUGUUCUUUAUUGUCACGUAUAUGGAGGUACGGUGACGUUUGAUUCACCAUACAGUCAUACCAAAAAAUCAACAAGAUCCAAAACUCCAUAGAAAUGUAAACAUAAACAGCCACCGCAGUGGCGUGUGAGAAUCUCUUGGGCACACAGCAUAAGCGGAGACUCACAGCCAUCAGUUUAAUGUCCGGGCCACACACACACUCCUUCACCGUGAAGUGACCAGAGUUGUACCGACUGCUGUCACUCUCUCUGCAGUCCCUGUCUGCCCGAACAGUCAGAAAGCCGUCUACACUCGCACUAGACUCCGGGCGCGAUGUCCCCGCAAACACCGAGAUCACUGCACUCACGGCACUCCCUCUGAGUCCCCACCAACGCAGGCAGCACGCCCAUCUUGUUUUUCGGUGACCUCAUAUUCCCCACAGUGAUGGAAGACAAAUACCUUUUACCCACUUUGGCCUUUUCUCCCGCCGUCGGGACGAUCGACCCUGCAACGUAGGAGACUGAAGGAUGACCUUAUGGAAGUUUAUAAUAUUCUUAGGGGCACAGAUAACACGGUGCCCCCCGCCUUUUACCCAGAGUAGGGGCGUCUAAAAUUAGAGGGCACAGGAUUAAGGUGAGAGGCAAAAGAUCUAAAAAGGAUCCGAAGGACAACGUUUUCACACAGAGAGUGGUAUAUACGAUACAAUACGAUAUGAUAGGACUUUAUUUAUCCCAGGAGGGAAAUUGAUCUGCCAAGGGGGAGGAGAGUCACUCAAUCUCAGUCUACUCCAAAACAGAAGGGGGAAGGGUUGUACAGUUUGAUAGCCACAGUGAAGAAGGAUCUCCUGUGGCGUUGUGUGCUGCAUCUUGGUGGAACUAGUCUAUCGUUGAAGGUGCUCCUCAGGUUGACCAGUGCGUCAUGGAGGGGGUGAGCUGUGUCGUCCAAGAUGCUUCGCAGUUUGAGGAACAUCUUCCCCACCAAGACCACCUCCCAUGAAUCCACCUCUGCCCCCGGGAAAGAGCUGGCAGAGGAAGUGGUAAAAGCAAGAACAAUUAUGUAAUUUAAAAGAUGCUUGGACAAGUACAAUACAAUAAAAUAUACAAUACAAUACCAUUUAUUUGUCAUUUGAACCUCACAUGAAGUUCAAACUAAAUUUGGUUUCUGCAGUCAUACAACAAGAAAAGAACCAAGACACACACCAACACAAUUUACACAAACAUCCAUCACAGUGAAUCUCCUCCUCACUGUGAUGGAAGGCAAAGUCUUGUCUCUCCCCUGCUCUCCAUUCCUCUCCCAAUGUCAAAGUCAAAGCCCCCGGCGGUCGCUAG